Exaiptasia diaphana is the source of this 2204-nucleotide messenger RNA. Its product is annotated as protein aurora borealis. Gene Ontology annotation, biological process: regulation of mitotic spindle organization; regulation of mitotic nuclear division; activation of protein kinase activity. The record is from RefSeq and is a predicted model, not a curated record. Lineage: Eukaryota; Metazoa; Cnidaria; Anthozoa; Actiniaria; Aiptasiidae. Gene Ontology annotation, cellular component: cytoplasm; nucleus. Gene Ontology annotation, molecular function: protein kinase binding.
UCUUCAAACUGUCUAGCCAAAAAUACCUGAAAAAACUCCUUAAAUAAGCCAUUUAAUGUUGCUCAGCAAAUUCUUGAAGCAUGUCAGAGAGUCAAGUUUCYAUAUCAUCAUUUGAAGUGACAAAAAAUCCUUUUGAAAGUGAUAUCGAAGAGAAAUUGAACUAUCCUGGCUUCAGCCCUUCCAUGUUCGUCACUCAAAAAACUCCWGUCAAUAAUCGUAAGAAAAAGGAGUUCAGGUGGUCCAUAGAGCAGAUUUCACGACUCUAUCCUGCCGAUGUUGAUGAGUUUCCUAAUCAAGAAUACAGCAGUACAUACGAAAGGCCUGAAGAUGAAAAGGCUGAACAAGAAGCAAUAGAAGAGUAUUUUUCUCAAGAUGCAAUUGUGCCUUCUCCAUGGACACCAAACCGCUCAGCUAAAAAGGUCACAUUCUCACCUCUGCCCCCUGACAUGCAAUAUAUUCCUGGAAAUGACUGCUCCCUUGACUCUACAGUUUCACAGAAUAACAGUAUGAAUGCCAGGACAACUGAUGCUUGUACUCAGACUCUUUGGUCAAUACCUUUUAAUGCAGUUCAGCUGGAUGAAAUUUUAGAUGAUAGUAGAAAUAUCUCWAACUCAUCAUUAAGAAGAAAGCUCUUCCCAAUUAAUGAGCAAGCUCACAUGAGAAUUGAUAGCAAUAACAACCAUUCCAGUGAGGCCAAUAUAAGGUCUAUAUUAAAAACAUCCAGGAGUCCUGUUUUGGCAACAUCCAGUCCUCUAAGCAGCAAAGCAAACCAACGAAGAGAUACACUCCAAUGGUCUGAAUCAAGUUGCCCUGAUUUCUCACCGAUCAAAAUCAGUCCACUCAAUAGACAAAAACAGUCCCAGUUUCUUGACUCUCCAGCACGAGUUGCAAGAAACUCACCUGCUAAAAUCCUCGAGUCGUCAGGGAUAGAGAUGGAUUUGUUGAUAUUUCCUGAUAUUUCACCGAUUAAGGAUAGUCCCGGAAUAAAUAUUGAAGCAGAGAACAGUAUGAGCACCACCGAAGAAAACGAACAGCUCGAGUCUGACAUGCUUCAAAGCACAGAGAAUAUAGACGAAGAAGACGACAGUGAUGAUGAAAAACCAGCCAAGAUCACUAUGGAAGAUUUAGCGCUUCAUGAUAACAGUGACGAGACCGAGGAAGAUUUACACAAAGAAGACAUUGGCAGUGUUAGCAGUGAUGAUAACGACGAUAAGCCCCCUUGUGUAACUAUGGAAGACUUGUCAACGCCAAAUGAUACAAAUAAUAGCUUACCUCCAAACCUAACAACAGAUGAUCUUUCAAUUCCUGCAGAAAGAGAAAAACAGUCUGCAGACACUACCGAAAAUGAAGCAAUGGACAUUAGUCUGAUAGCUAACCCCCCUAGCAUCACACGUCAAGAGAUAGCCCCSUCUGAAACUAGURMAUAYAAUAGGAACRCAUAUACUCCRAGUCAGCACUACAGUGAAUUUGAUGAAGACCUAGUAAUGGUCAAAGCUGCUGCGGCAAUAAGGAGGGCYAAUCGACUUAAUAAAGAUAAUUAUUAUACCAGUAAUAACUAUUACGAACUUCCAAGUAGUUCAGACUUUUCAGUGUCACAUAUGAAUAUGUCYGAGUUACCAUGGCAACCAGUCAAUAUGUCGACUCCUGUUAAUGGUCYGACAAGAGCAAGGGUUUACGGUAGCUCAAUUGAUAAUGAUUAUAGUAGUACAGGAUGGUGUGACAGCRGGGUCCAUAAUGGGACCAAGAGACUAUCCCCGGUUAUGGAAGACGUGUUAAGAAGACAAGGUGUUUUAAAAGCAACUUUGAGAGAAGUUCAAAGUGACAGUUGGAUGAAAACAGUAUCACCACCGAAUCACACGUCCAGGAAAUGGAGAACACCAAGGAGUUAYCCCUUGUCAAACACAGAGAGAAAGGCAUUGUAUGGAAGACCAUCUAGAGUACCAGAGUAUAYUGACAGCUUUAGUCCACAGCUUUAUAACAAUGAUAUGUUAAGAUAUGAAUCAAAAAGAUUAUCGUGGCCACCCGUCAGGUCCAUGCCGUUACGAGCCUCAACCAGACCCCUCUCCCCCACAUACAAAGUUUACAGUACACAACCAGAGGGAUCUGUCUCCAGAAUGCCUAUACCACCAGUCUACACAAGCAAUAGCAUGGACAGUGGAUUUGAUGAAUGGAAGAAAACAAUUAAUCGAUAUGAAAGAUCCAUG